Piliocolobus tephrosceles (Ugandan red Colobus) is the source of this 3191-nucleotide messenger RNA. RefSeq names its product solute carrier family 25 member 13 (gene SLC25A13). Gene Ontology annotation, molecular function: L-glutamate transmembrane transporter activity; calcium ion binding; L-aspartate transmembrane transporter activity. The transcript has 18 exons. Bases 192 to 2219 code for a protein of 675 amino acids. NCBI's taxonomy places the organism in Eukaryota, Metazoa, Chordata, Mammalia, Primates, Cercopithecidae. Gene Ontology annotation, biological process: aspartate transmembrane transport; L-glutamate transmembrane transport; malate-aspartate shuttle. The record is from RefSeq and is a predicted model, not a curated record.
AAUGGGCGGGCAGCAUCCGCAUGACCCGCGCCGGCGGGAGGGCGUGGGGAGGCAGGCCAGGCGCGCACGCUGCCGGGCCGUAUCGCCGCCCGCGCCGCCGCCGCCGCCAGGACUGGAAGUGAGCCGCCCGGGCCCCGAACGCCAGUCAGCCAGUGAGUGGGUCCCGCAGUCACCGGCAACCAGGGCGAAUCAUGGCGGCCGCCAAGGUGGCUUUAACCAAGAGAGCAGAUCCAGCUGAGCUUAGAACAGUAUUUUUGAAGUAUGCAAGCAUUGAGAAAAACGGUGAAUUUUUCAUGUCCCCCAAUGACUUUGUCACUCGAUACUUGAACAUUUUUGGAGAAAGCCAGCCUAAUCCAAAGACUGUGGAACUUUUAAGUGGAGUGGUGGAUCAGACCAAAGAUGGAUUAAUAUCUUUUCAAGAAUUUGUUGCCUUUGAAUCUGUCCUGUGUGCUCCUGAUGCUUUGUUUAUGGUAGCCUUUCAGCUGUUUGACAAAGCUGGCAAAGGAGAAGUAACUUUUGAGGAUGUUAAGCAAGUUUUUGGACAGACCACAAUUCAUCAACAUAUUCCAUUUAACUGGGAUUCAGAAUUUGUGCAACUACAUUUUGGAAAAGAAAGAAAAAGACACCUGACAUAUGCGGAAUUUACUCAGUUUUUAUUGGAAAUACAACUGGAGCAUGCAAAGCAAGCCUUUGUGCAACGGGACAAUGCUAGGACUGGGAGAGUCACAGCCAUUGACUUCCGAGACAUCAUGGUCACCAUCCGACCCCAUGUCUUGACUCCUUUUGUAGAAGAAUGUCUAGUAGCUGCUGCUGGAGGUACCACAUCCCAUCAAGUUAGUUUCUCCUAUUUUAAUGGAUUUAAUUCGCUCCUUAACAACAUGGAACUCAUUAGAAAGAUCUACAGCACUCUGGCUGGCAACAGGAAAGAUGUCGAAGUGACUAAGGAGGAGUUUGUUCUGGCAGCUCAGAAAUUUGGUCAGGUUACACCCAUGGAAGUUGACAUCUUGUUUCGGUUAGCAGAUUUAUAUGAGCCAAGGGGACGUAUGACCUUAGCAGACAUUGAACGGAUUGCUCCUCUGGAAGAGGGAACUCUGCCCUUUAACUUGGCUGAGGCCCAGAGGCAGAAGGCCUCAGGCGAUUCAGCUCGACCAGUUCUUUUACAAGUUGCAGAGUCCGCCUACAGGUUUGGUCUGGGUUCUGUUGCUGGAGCUGUUGGAGCCACUGCUGUGUAUCCUAUCGAUCUUGUAAAAACUCGAAUGCAGAACCAACGAUCAACUGGCUCUUUUGUGGGAGAACUGAUGUAUAAAAACAGCUUUGACUGUUUUAAGAAAGUGCUACGCUAUGAAGGCUUCUUUGGACUGUAUAGAGGUCUGUUGCCACAGUUAUUGGGAGUUGCCCCAGAGAAGGCCAUAAAACUUACAGUGAACGAUUUUGUGAGGGAUAAAUUUAUGCACAAAGAUGGUUCGGUCCCAAUUGCAGCAGAAAUUCUUGCUGGAGGCUGCGCUGGAGGCUCCCAGGUGAUUUUCACAAAUCCUUUAGAAAUUGUCAAGAUCCGUUUGCAAGUGGCCGGAGAAAUCACUACUGGUCCCCGAGUCAGUGCCUUGUCUGUCGUGCGGGACCUGGGGUUCUUUGGGAUCUACAAGGGUGCCAAAGCAUGCUUUCUGCGGGACAUUCCUUUCUCGGCCAUCUACUUUCCGUGCUAUGCUCAUGUGAAGGCUUCCUUUGCAAAUGAAGAUGGGCAGGUUAGCCCAGGAAGCCUGCUCUUAGCUGGUGCCAUAGCUGGUAUGCCUGCGGCAUCUUUAGUGACCCCUGCUGAUGUUAUCAAGACGAGAUUACAGGUGGCUGCCCGGGCUGGCCAAACCACUUACAGUGGAGUGAUAGACUGCUUUAAAAAGAUACUGCGUGAAGAAGGCCCAAAAGCUCUGUGGAAAGGAGCUGGUGCUCGUGUGUUUCGAUCCUCACCCCAGUUUGGCGUAACUUUGCUGACUUAUGAAUUGCUACAACGAUGGUUCUACAUUGAUUUUGGAGGAGUAAAACCCAUGGGAUCAGAGCCAGUUCCUAAAUCCAGGAUCAACCUGCCUGCCCCGAAUCCUGAUCACGUUGGGGGCUACAAACUGGCAGUUGCUACGUUUGCAGGGAUUGAAAACAAAUUUGGACUUUACCUACCUCUCUUCAAGCCGUCAGUACCUACCUCAAAGGCUAUUGGUGGAGGCCCAUAGGAAGAUCAGCCCCAGGAGAGUGCUGUCUUUUUGUGGGUACUCAGUAAAGAACAUCCCUCCUGGGAGUGAAGCAAUGCUUCAUCCCUUUUACGUCCAUCUCUUGUUUAAAUUCAAAUCCAGGCUUUUUUAUCAUGUGAAAUCAUUCAUUUUCUGGGUGUUUUCUUAACCAGAACAUUGUGAAAUUAUUCAUAAUUAUUCUUUGGCCCUCUGCCCAGAAACCUUUGUUUGUAUCUGAAAAUUGAUGGGAUUUGGUCAACACUAACAUGAUUUGGGCAAAGGAGCAAGUCAGAAUAGAAAUUAGUACUCCCCUCCUUGAACUAGGAUUGUAGUCCCAAAGAGGCUACUGUAAGGCAAUCAUGGUGCUUGGAGCAGUGUUCCGUGUGUGUUUUAAACUGGUAGGAAACUGGGUGCAUAUUUAUACAAAUAAAAAACACUGGAAGAAAUAAAAAAAUAUGUAUCAAGUAUAUUCAGCCUGGUUUCAGAUUUUAAGCAUGCACAAAUUCUGUCUCUGGAUUAUAUUAUGAAGCUUUUAUGUGAAACAUGUUUCUUUGUAAUGAAAACCACAUUGGAGGUGUUUAGUAAUCAUAUUCUGUUACUGGUACCAAGACUACUAGGGAAAUGCCUUUGUACUUUAGGGAAGUACUUUUGGCAUUUUAUUAUAUAGAUGGAAAAAACUGAGAUGUAGCCCCUCUCCUGGAAGUGCUAAUUUUGAAAAACUGCUCAUGUGAUGUACAUGUACUGAUUACUGCCUAUUUUAAUAAACACUCUUGAAAAAUGCAUGUUACCCUGUUGCUGCCUGCCCUAUUCCCCUCAUCUCCCCAUCAUUGGCACCCACUUGCUUUUAAAAUCCACUUUAUCUUGAAUCAUGUAAGACAAAUAUAUUCUGAUGUAAGUAUUUAAUUCAUGUUGCCUUGCAUAAUGGUCAGAGGCACAUGAGUUUGUGAAGGUGGAAAUAAACUAUUUGUAAAGUGA